Messenger RNA from Acaulospora morrowiae, 597 nucleotides. Lineage: Eukaryota; Fungi; Glomeromycota; Glomeromycetes; Diversisporales; Acaulosporaceae. The record is from the annotation of a GenBank genome assembly.
AGCGCGUUGUUGAAUGUAUUCGUGAAAUUUAAACUUCCUAGUUAUAAAGCAUCCCUGACCGAUGAUGAGUUUUCGGAGGCAUUUGUCCACGGAAGAGAGAUUAGAGAAAAUCUGUUUGAGAAUCAAAUUCCGCUGGAAGUCUGUCGAUACAUAGUUGUCUCUGAAAAUUCAAAGUUUCUUGGGCGACUUCCGUCGAUUGUAAAUCACGGUAUAAAUUUAUAUGAUCCUUUGCCGCCUCCCGAUGGAACUAACCCCUAUACGGAACAAGUUGCAAACAUGAAUAAUCCAAAUUCUGGAAACAUAUUUGAAAUUGAUCUGCAAAGAUUUUUGGGAAGAAUGCCGAAUGCAAAUGUACAACUUCUCGCUGAGCGCAUCAAUCAGAUUGCCGAUGCCACCAAUUUGCAAGCAGCUGCCGAUAGGCUUAUUGAGAUGCUGGCGGGUCUCCGUACUGAUGAUGGAAAUGAGGAAACUGCAGUGAAUAAUCAAAAUCCGGUACCCAAUAUGCCUGGUGGAUUUCCCCAAGAAUCUAAUGAUGGAGAGGAUGAAUUGAGAAAUGGUGGAAAUGGUGAACCACCACAGGAAGAUCGAAACGAAUGA